UCCAUACCGCUCGUUGAUCCAAAAACCCUCCCACCAGGACAGGGAAGGCGAAGCUUCCCCAGCUUCAGACAGAGCUUUCGGCACCGGCUCUCUGAUUUGUUGUCCCGGCCCCGGAGGGGGCACGGUGUGGUCAGUUCGGGAGUCCGGUAACAAAAGGGGAAGCAGAAGAGAGGAGCUCGGAGAGUGGCUGGCAGCCCGGGGUUGCUCAGACUGCUUGUGGAAGCUCAGCAGCGGCCGCGCAGGGGCGAGGGGCCCAUGGCUGCGGGCGGCGGGUGAGGGGCGGGCGGAGGGCAGAGUUCCCGGCCGCAUCGGAGGCGAGGAGCGGCCCGGGGUGUCCCAUGGGCGGCCGGGCCAGCCUUGCGUGUCGCAGGAGGGAGCUGCGUCCCCCGUCCUGCCGCCGCUCUGCGCAAGAGGAGGCCGAGACGAUGGUUCAGCCUCAAGAAACAGCUUCAAGGUCUCACACCUUCAAAACGAAGUCUUUUAAGAAAUACAAAGUUUGUGGAAUCUGCAAACAAGUAAUUGAUAGCCAAGGCAUUUCCUGCAGAGUUUGCAAGUAUGCCUGCCACAGGAAGUGUGAAGAAAAGGUGGUGACACCCUGCUUUUUGCCAAACAACUACGAGCUGAAUUCCAGCAGUACUUCGAAGAAUUCCUCUUUCAGUUGUGACAAAGGAUCACGAUUUGUUGCACCAGUAUUUGUCGAAGUUGCUUGGAUUACUUUUGCUGCUUUUCUGCAUUAUCGGUUGCAGGGGUUAUUUUUUCACUAUGGUUUUGAUGUGAAGAACUCUGAUGUUUGGCUGACUCCUUUUGUGGACUGA
This is a messenger RNA of Dryobates pubescens (Downy woodpecker), 815 nucleotides long. RefSeq names its product tensin-1-like. The coding region runs from base 339 to 815 and encodes 158 amino acids. NCBI's taxonomy places the organism in Eukaryota, Metazoa, Chordata, Aves, Piciformes, Picidae. The record is from RefSeq and is a predicted model, not a curated record. The transcript is spliced from 6 exons.